GCGACGUGAAACGCCAUGGGAGGGAGGCGGCCACAGCCCCCAGAUGGGUUGGGUGGUGUUUGGACGCGUUUUGGGGGAAAUUCGGGCUGGAUUCGCGUGGGAUUUGCGUUUGGCAAAUUCCGAUUUCGAUGCGCGCGGGCGGCGACGAGGAGGAGCACGGCGACGAGGACUCGAGGAGGGUUAGCCACCAGCGGGGUGGUUUUGCGGAUAGGUCCCUGCACGAGCCGGCGAGGAGGUCUUGGGCAGCUGGCCUGCGGACCAACGACCAAGCCAUGCUCGCGGCCACCGGCGGUAGGCUGUUCUCCGCGGCGUCCGCGCGAGGCGGUCACGCGGGCGGUGGUGUCUCCGCGGGGAGUGGGGACACGCUGGGGAAGCGGUUGCUGAAGCUCAUCUACCCGAAGCGGAGCGCGGUGGUGGUGCUCCGGCGGUGGGCGGAGGAAGGCCGCACCGUGGAGAAGUACCAGCUCAACCGCGUCGUCAGGGAGCUUCGGAAGUACGGCCGCUUCAAGCACGCACUCGAGAUCUGCGAGUGGAUGCGGACGCGGCCGGAGAUGCGGCUGCUGCCGGGGGACCACGCGGUGCACCUCGACCUGGUCGCCAAGGUCCGGGGGCUCGCCAGCGCCGUCAAGUUCUUCGAGGACAUGCCGGAGCGCGCCAAGGCGCCGUCCACCUGCAACGCGCUGCUGCACGCGUACGUGCAGCACGGCGCGAGGGAGAAGGCCGAGGCCAUGAUGGCGGAGAUGGCCCGUGCCGGGUACCUCACCUGCGCGCUGCCCUUCAACCACAUGAUGUCGCUGUACAUGGCGAGCGGCGAGCUCGAGCGGGUGCCGGAGAUGAUCAAGGAGCUGAGGAGGUACACGGUCCCCGACCUCGUCACCUACAACAUGUGGCUCACGUACUGCUCCAAGAAGAAGAGCGUGAAGAGCGCUGAGAAGGUGUUUGCUCUCAUGAAGGAUGAUAGGGUGGUUCCUGACUGGAUGACCUUCAGCUUGCUCGGUAGCAUCUACAUCAAUGCCGGACUCCAUGUCGAGGGCCGGAACGCGUUGGUGGAGAUGGAGAAGAUGGCCUCCAGGAAGGAGCGAGCCGCAUACUCGUCACUCCUCACCCUGUAUGCGAGCUUGUCAGAUAGAGGGAACUUGGACAGGGUGUGGAAUAAGAUGAGGGAAACCUUCAGGAAGUUCAGCGACACGGAGUACAAGUGCAUGCUCACUUCCCUCACGAGGUUUAACGACAUAGCUGCAGCAGAAGGCCUUUACAGGGAAUGGGAAUCAGCGUCGGGAACACGUGAUUCAAGGAUCCCGAACACGAUCCUUUCGUAUUACAUCAAGAAUGGCAUGAUCGAGAAGGCAGAGAGCUUUCUUGGCCAGAUUGUGGAGAAAGGAGUGAAACCCAGCUAUAGCACAUGGGAGUUAUUCAUCUGGGGUUAUCUCGGCGACAACAAGACGGACAAAGUCCUUGAGUGCCUGAAGAAGGCCCUCUCAAGCUUGGAGAAAUGGGAGCCAAACCAUGAGCUCGCCACCGCGAUCUUUUCUCAGGUCGAGAAGACAGGUGACAUUGAAGCUGCAGAGAAGCUCCUAGUCGUGUUCCGGGAUGCAGGGUAUGUGACCACUGAGAUGUACAACUCGGUCUUGCGCACUUAUGCAGAGGCCAAGCUCAUGCCUCUGAUAGUUGACGAACGCAUGGAGCAAGACAAGGUGGCCAUGGAUGUGGAAACCAGGAGAUUGUUGAGGUUGACCAGCAAAUAUCCAAUCGGUGAGGUUUCAACAUUGAUGUCUUGAGGUGUGCCAAUAAUAGAAGGGGUGUUUCAGGAUGCAAUGUGUACAUGCCCAUAUGUUUUCGCGCACUUCGGUUUUGAAGUACAAAAUGCAAAUAACAAUCAUUUAGUUUUGAAGUGCAAUACAGAGGGGUGUGAUUUUGCAUACUAACUCAUAUUUUUUGAUUUGCUGAGAUAAGGAACCAGAUACAGUGUUUACAGUUGUU
Molecule: messenger RNA, 1980 nt
Organism: Sorghum bicolor (sorghum)
Lineage: Eukaryota; Viridiplantae; Streptophyta; Magnoliopsida; Poales; Poaceae
Product: pentatricopeptide repeat-containing protein At4g02820, mitochondrial
Exons: 3
Coding region: 129-1778 (549 amino acids)
Cellular component (GO): mitochondrion
Molecular function (GO): protein binding
Source: RefSeq, a predicted model, not a curated record